GACAUGAAAAACUAAAUUGAUAAAAGAAAACAGGGAAGCAUUUGCUUGGCUGGAUCAUUCUCUCCCCUUCCCUCCCAUCCCACCAAUUCCAAUUACCAACAAUCCCUAAAUUCAGUUUUCUUUCUAUUCAUUUCUUCACAUUUUUCAUCUUUGUAUAUACGCACACAUACAUACUUAUUUAUAUAUCUAAGGUUUCUGCAAAAUUUAAACUAUCCCGAACCGAUUCAUAUUUGUUUUCAAACACAGAUCUCUAAUAACACGCAACCAUAAAAAUGUCGUACGCAUACCUUUUCAAGUACAUCAUCAUCGGCGACACUGGAGUUGGGAAAUCCUGCCUUUUGCUUCAAUUCACCGAUAAGAGGUUCCAACCGGUUCAUGACCUCACUAUAGGUGUCGAAUUUGGGGCCCGGAUGAUCACUAUCGACAACAAACCCAUCAAGCUCCAAAUCUGGGACACGGCUGGUCAAGAAUCCUUCAGAUCUAUUACCAGGUCCUACUAUAGGGGGGCUGCUGGUGCUUUGCUUGUCUAUGAUAUUACCAGGAGGGAAACUUUCAAUCAUUUGGCCAGCUGGUUGGAGGAUGCCAGGCAGCAUGCAAAUGCAAACAUGACAAUUAUGCUCAUUGGUAAUAAGUGUGAUCUUGCUCACAGAAGGGCAGUGAGCACAGAGGAAGGCGAACAGUUUGCCAAGGAGCAUGGUUUAAUCUUCAUGGAGGCCUCUGCAAAAACUGCUCAGAAUGUUGAGGAGGCAUUUAUAAAAACAGCUGCAACAAUAUAUAAGAAGAUUCAGGAUGGCGUUUUUGAUGUAUCGAAUGAGUCUUAUGGAAUAAAAGUAGGAUAUGGUGGAAUUCCAGGGCCAUCAGGAGGCAGAGAUGGGUCAUCUUCUCAAGCUGGAGGCUGCUGCAGUUGAAUACGAUAUCAUUUGCUAUACGAGAAUAUUUGGACGGGGAGGGGGGCGGGUGUGAAAACUGUGACUUUUGUUUUAGACAUAAUGUGGAUUCAGGGAAUGUGAUACAUGUAUAAUGCAGGUCCUUGAUGUCGAAUACUAUUGAUUGUAAAUUUAUCAGUUGCUUUAGUUUUUGUAUUUAUUUUUGUUUGUGUUUCUAUUGCUGGAUAUUUGCAUUAGUGUGGAAGUGGUGAAAGAAACUUCCAAAUUGUGGAAAUGCAGAAAGUCUGUUAAUCUUUGAAGUUGAAUAAAAUUGAUGUGGUAAAUAUUAUAUA
This is a messenger RNA of Ricinus communis (castor bean), 1219 nucleotides long. Its product is annotated as ras-related protein RABB1c. Gene Ontology annotation, cellular component: Golgi apparatus. Lineage: Eukaryota; Viridiplantae; Streptophyta; Magnoliopsida; Malpighiales; Euphorbiaceae. The transcript has 6 exons. Gene Ontology annotation, molecular function: GTP binding; GTPase activity. The record is from RefSeq and is a predicted model, not a curated record. The coding region runs from base 273 to 908 and encodes 211 amino acids.